AUGGAAGAACAUUUUUGGUUAAAAGAAAAAGGUUUAUAUGCAAAUGAAGCAACACGUGAUUGGCAAUUAAAAGAUUAUCGUGAUCAAAAUGAUAAUAUGCAUGCACGUGAAGCGAUGUUAACUGCAUAUGAAGUAACGAAAGAUGAAAUUUAUUUAGAACGUGCUAAAAGUGUAGCUAAAGUUAUGACAGAAAGUUCAAAAGAAUUAAAUUAUCAAAUAUGGGAACAUUAUUAUUCUGAUUGCACACCCGAUUUUGAAUAUAAUAAAAAUGUUCGAACAAAUUCAUUACGUCCAUGGGGUAUUCAAACAGGUUAUCAAACUGAAUGGGCUAAACUUUUACUUAUACUUGAUCGACAUGAUCCACAUGAUCCACAACCAUGA
Molecule: messenger RNA, 381 nt
Organism: Rotaria sordida
Lineage: Eukaryota; Metazoa; Rotifera; Eurotatoria; Philodinida; Philodinidae
Source: the annotation of a GenBank genome assembly